AUGGAGAUGUGGACCGCCACAGGAACACCUCGGCUCGCACGACGGCGAUGUGGUGUUGGUGCUGUUGCGCUGGGUGCAGCCUCCUGUGCUGUCGCCAUGGCCAGGAUGGGUCAGUUGCAUGAAGCGUACCUGUACCUCACAAUGACAGAGGUCCACGUCGCGGACUUGAUGUCCCGCGUGGCCUGCGCACAUAGCACGCUGCUGCAGACGCCACAGCUUUGGGAGAUCUUGGGCUACGUGGAGGAUGAAAUCCACGCUGCAUCCCCUUUCGGUUUUGGGCAUCCGUGCAGUCUUUCGUUUUGUCCCGAUGGCGGCAGUCCAAACCACGAGACAUGCCGGUGCGAGCAGCUUGGGCCUUCGUCCAUACCACGCCUGUCGCACCGGAUUUGCAUCAUCUCGACAGAUCCGGGGGACGACAGGCUACAGUAG
This is a messenger RNA of Symbiodinium necroappetens, 429 nucleotides long. The record is from the annotation of a GenBank genome assembly. Lineage: Eukaryota; Dinophyceae; Suessiales; Symbiodiniaceae.